CAAGAGGUUAAUUCGAAAAGGUGCUGUAUCGGCAAAGGAGAUAAAGAAAAUGGGCAUGUUGGCGGAUUUUUUUCUUGGUGCCCCCGACCCAGCGGCUUUGUCAUCGCGGAAGAGUGUGGGGUCGGCGAGAAUCACGAGUUCGUUUCUUGAAACAUUUUUCGACGUUGCGAUUGGGGGAAAGCCGGCGGGACGGAUGACGUUCGAGCUGUUUGACAAGACGGUGCCGAAAACCGCUGAGAACUUUCGGGCACUCUGCACAGGUACAGCUUUUUCUACCAAGUUCUCUUGCAAAAAAAUGUCGUGAAGCAAUUGGUUCUAAGUGUUUACGACCAAAGUAGGAAGGCGGUCACUUUAGCACCGGACCUAAAAAAAUUUCGUGGAUGAUUUUUAGGUCCCUUGUGCCAAAAUAACAGAUUUGGAUAAUUCAGAACUUGCAGAAGAAUCAAUUAUUCUGAACAGGUGAAAAGGGCGUUUCGUCGUACAGUCACCUGCCACUGCACUACAAGGGUUCCAAGUUUCACCGAGUGAUUCCAGGCUUCAUGGUCCAGGGGGGCGAUUUCACGAACGAGGACGGGACGGGCGGCGAGUCCAUCUACGGGCAGAAGUUCGCGGACGAAAACUUCCAACACGUCCACGAGGGCCCCGGAACCCUCUCGAUGGCGAACGCGGGCCCGAACACGAACGGCAGCCAGUUCUUCAUCACCACGGAGCACACCCCCUGGCUGGACGGCCGCCACGUCGUGUUCGGGAAGUUGAAGACCGGGAUGGUAUCAAAUACAAAAAUGUCUGGGUCUGGAAGAGUGGAACUUGUAAUGCUGUCUCUGGAUUCCAAAAAAAUCUGUGUUGCAUGAGUAGCAAAGGGGAUGCAAUUUUUGCUACGCUGAGAAGGCAUUUGUCAUGCGGAAUAGGCAUCAAAAAGCUCUCAAAAAAUCUGUAUUGCUAGGGUAUGCAUCACAGACAUCAUCGCUCAUGCGAAACGUGCAUGACAGCUGUCAGAAUCUUCCAGACCCAGACAUUUUUACAGUUGAUAGAUGGACGUGCUCCGCAAAAUCGAGGGCAUGGGGUCCGACAGCGGCGAGCCGCAGGACGAGUUGACAAUCACGGACUCUGGGGAGCUCGGCGUCUCCAAAGCAUCCAGCAACAAGGACGCGCUCAGCAGCUUUCUCGAGGUAGAAGUAGGUCGUGCUGCGUCUUCACCGGGAGGAGCCACUGAUGCAUCAAUAAUUGCUCCUCCUCGCCUCAAGCGCACAGAUGAUUUACGUAUCAACAGUUUUCAAACAAGCCGCGGAAAGACCUCGUUCAAUAGCGUCGCGGUCACUUCUCAGCCAGACCACGCGCAGCUGCACCCUGUUGCGGCUAGUACUGCUUCCCUUCUUGCGAUCGACACCAAAGCGAAAACUUCACUUUCCAGGUCAACCUCGCCUGAAGGUCUGUUGCAGAAGAUAUCGGGACGUCCGGAGUUGUGUAGUUUCGAUUCAGGAGGUGCUGCACAGGUGAACUGCCGCCGUAAGGAGCGACAGCACACAAGAAGAGCCUUUUCUUCGUUUCUUGUCGGAGAUAGAAGAAAGACCAGAACUGCUUUUUUGUUUAGCCUGCCUGACUGGCUUACGGGCGACGUAAAACUCACGCCACACCGAUAUCCUCAACUACCGAAGCCGUACUUUGUGGACAGUCACGAACGUGUUUGGCCCCCGCCUGAUGACGACAUCGAGCCAAAGCCGCCGGAGCAGGAGGGGGACGACUUUAUCGGUAUCGACAUGGGUCUCCGCGAUUUUCGAAACUAA
This is a messenger RNA of Amoebophrya sp. A120, 1784 nucleotides long. The record is from the annotation of a GenBank genome assembly. Lineage: Eukaryota; Dinophyceae; Syndiniales; Amoebophryaceae.